Molecule: messenger RNA, 1294 nt
Organism: Emericellopsis atlantica
Lineage: Eukaryota; Fungi; Ascomycota; Sordariomycetes; Hypocreales; Bionectriaceae
Exons: 2
Coding region: 391-1266 (291 amino acids)
Source: RefSeq, a predicted model, not a curated record
GCACGAGCAGUAUGCCAUGUACCUACACACAGAUUGAAAUGAACACGAAGCGCAAUUGAGCUGUACUUUACGUAUUUGACCUUCUUGGUCCAUGAAUCCGGGGCUCCGCAACUCCACGUGCCUCGGCACUUCCCCGCCAAAUCCGCGUUGGAGUCUGGACCCUGGCGAGUGAUGUCAACCUCCACACGUCCAACUCCGAGGCAAUCUCCAUCCUCCAACUGUGGCCUCGGUCCCCGGGCAACCUGCAUCUCGCUACUUCUUGUUCUCUUCUCGAGCUAUACAUCUUGAUUAAUUCCUUCAUUGGUGCCAUUGAGACUCCGACAGCGUUGACCUUCCACUCUCCCACACCAUCAACUCACCCUCCUAGAAAGUCUACUUCCUCCCGCAACCAUGGCCGCCGCCGACGUUCAGCUCCAGGACUUCUCGUCCCUCUUCUCGCUCAAGGGCAAAGUCGCCGUCGUGACGGGCGGAUCGCGUGGUCUGGGCCUCAAUGCCGCUUCUGCCUUCCUCCAGGCAGGCGCCUCCAUGGUCUUCAUCACAUCCCGCAAGGCCGCCGCCUGCGACGAGGCCGUCGCCGCCCUCAACGCCCUCCCCAACCUCGCCCCCGGCGCGCGCGCCAUCUCCGUCCCCGCCGACUCGAGCACCAUGGCCGGCGUCGAGUCGCUCCUCGCCCAGGUCAAGAAGCACACGGACAAUGUCGACAUUCUCUUCGCCAACGCGGGCGCCACGUGGGGCCAGGAAUUUGACAACCACCCCGACAGCGCCUUUGCCAAGGUCAUGGACCUCAACGUCAAGGCCGUCUUCAACACGAUCCGCGUCUUUGCGCCCCUCCUCGAGAAGGGCGCCAGCGUGCAGGACCCGGCCCGCGUCCUCAUCACGGCCAGCGUCGCCGGGCGGGGCGUGGGCACCCUCGGGAAGCAGGGCACGUACGGGUACUCGGCGAGCAAGGCGGCCGUCAUCCACCUGGGGCGGAACCUCGCCGUCGAGCUGGGACCCCGCCACAUCUCCGUCAACUCAAUCUGCCCUGGGUUCUUCCCCAGCAAGAUGUCCAACGGGCUGCUGAGCAUGAUUGGCGGCGCGGACAAGCUGGCCAAGAGCAACCCCAUGGGUCGGCUUGGGCAGGGCGAGGACAUUGCCGGCAUAGUCGUCUAUCUGGCCAGCCGGGCGGGGAGCCACGUCAACGGAGAGGCCAUUGCCAUUGAUGGUGGCGCCAUGUGGCAGUCGGGUGAGGUUUUCCAAGCGGGCGAGUCGCAGUCAAAGUUGUAGAGUAUUUUUUUUUCUCUUCUUUUUUUUU